This is a messenger RNA of Chaetura pelagica (chimney swift), 693 nucleotides long. Its product is annotated as probable low-specificity L-threonine aldolase 2. Gene Ontology annotation, biological process: L-threonine catabolic process; glycine biosynthetic process. The transcript is spliced from 4 exons. Bases 1 to 693 code for a protein of 230 amino acids. Gene Ontology annotation, cellular component: cytosol. The record is from RefSeq and is a predicted model, not a curated record. Gene Ontology annotation, molecular function: L-allo-threonine aldolase activity. Lineage: Eukaryota; Metazoa; Chordata; Aves; Apodiformes; Apodidae.
AUGGUGUUUACACCACGUAAGCGCCGGUUUCCUGGAGCGGCUCCGGGCUCGGGGGUGAUCCCGCGCCGUGACUCACAGCCCGGUGUGCGUAAGCGCUGCCCCAGCGCUCAGGUCCGGGGGCUCGCUGACUGCUACGGGCUGCGGGUGCACACGGACGGAGCACGGCUGUUGAACGCAGCAGUGGCCCAGGAUGUGGAGCCAGCUCGGAUCACCCAGCACUGUGACUCUGUUACCCUCUGCUUCUCCAAGGCUGGGGUGCGGGCGGCCGCUGCCCACCUCGGGCUGCAGCCCGCGGAGGUGACGCUGCGCAGAGACCACAGCAAUGCCCGACGCUUUGCCAAAGGCAUCAGAGGCAUCCAGGAGCUGAACUUGCCCCUCUGCUCUGUCAACCUGGCGGCGGUGGAGACCAACAUUGUGAUGGUGAGCAUCAGGGAGGGCUGGCUGUCCCCCACAGAGCUCUGUGAGCACCUGCAGGUAGUGAGCAAGGAGGAGAUGGCUGAGACUGGCCAGGCUGUCAGCGUCCUGGUGUUCCCCUGGUCAGCACACACCGUGCGUGCCGUCUGGCACCGCGACGUCUCGGCCCACGACGCUGAGUUGGCAAAGAGCAAGUUGGAGUUUGUGGCCAGGAAAUGCCAGCAGCAGCUGGCCCUGGACCUGCACCCGACUCCCCCAAGAGUAGGGGGGCCCCAAUAA